This is a messenger RNA of Coccidioides immitis RS, 667 nucleotides long. RefSeq names its product cytochrome c oxidase assembly protein subunit 17. Gene Ontology annotation, biological process: mitochondrial respiratory chain complex IV assembly. The transcript has 3 exons. NCBI's taxonomy places the organism in Eukaryota, Fungi, Ascomycota, Eurotiomycetes, Onygenales, Onygenaceae. Bases 166 to 411 code for a protein of 81 amino acids. The record is from RefSeq and is a predicted model, not a curated record. Gene Ontology annotation, molecular function: copper chaperone activity; copper ion binding. Gene Ontology annotation, cellular component: mitochondrial intermembrane space.
GGGAAACCAUGGAAUCCGCUUACUCAGCUCAGCUGUUGAAAUUUGAACGGAUUUAUUUCGAUUCAUCACGAUAUAUAUAACCUCACUUCUCCUAAGAUCUCUUUUCCGCAUCAAUCAAUCUUGUGUCGAGGCGGGAAGCUCCCAAGUCGUUCUUUUAUUUCAAAAAUGUCGUCCGCUGCUGUAUCCCCCAUUUCAUCCUCCCAGGUCACCUCUCAAACGGCCAAUUCUUCCGUAAAGCCAUCCUACUCCGAAACAGAAAAGCCAAAGCCCUGCUGCGUCUGCAAACCCGAAAAGACCGCUCGCGAUGACUGCAUGCUCUUCUCCAAGUCCGACAACCCUGCCGAAUCGGAAUGCAAAUCCCUAAUCGAUCAAUACCGAAGCUGCAUGGCCGGCUACGGGUUCAAGGUGUAACGGGGAACAAAGUCUCGAGAGAUCAUGGUUACGGUUACGCGACUAACUUGAAAUUCUGGGUAUGGUUAUCGGCUUGAGUGUGCUCAAAUAUUACAAUGGCGUUCCGGAAGGGAUGUAUAAAUACUGACGCUGGUUUCACGAAACCGCCAGCUAAGGGCAGGAUAAAGGUCGUUUGGGAUUCAACUGUACAUUACUUUUAUAAGAGGUCUUCGCAUUGUGUUUGAAGGGUGGAAUAGACCAUCUCUUUUCUUUAUAC